UCACAUUAAUGACCCUGCCAAUUGGUGGACCAUGCUACCCUGCUCGUUACUAUCAGUACUAUCUAUCUAUCUAUCUCCCAACUUCAGUGGCUUCCUGUCCCCUUUCGGGGUGCACAGAAAGAAUCGUUUGUGUCAUCACUUACUCAACGACAACGACAAAAACGGGGAGUAUACCCAGGUAGUAUCUACCGAUAUCCAGCGCCAGACCCAGAGGAGAACAGAACGAAACCAUCACCUUAUCGUCCAUUCGUUUCACAGUCUCUCUUACACAGCCAACCCGGAUUCGUGGUUAUCUGCUCGGCUGAUGAUCCCCGUAACUAAUCACUGAUAAGCCCAUCCAAGGUUCACCCCAACCUUCUCUUGCUUCAGCCCAAGUCCGGUUUACCUACCGAGUCUCCAGGCUGGGGAUCCGCAAGUUGUAUCGUGUCCGCUUCGUGUCCCAUGGGUGACCACACCACUGCCACUCGCCAGAAACUCUAUGGAGGGGCGGCAGUGCCAGGUGACUUGUGAGAGAGUAUCCGAUAGCGGGCCAGACAGGCAACGAUCAUAACUUGCCGGAACCGAAGAGGAUCCGAGAGAGUAAUGGGGAGGAAGAUCAGUCAGUCUGCCAGCCACCAACUCAUUACAAAGAACUACUCCGUACUCGCACUAAAGUUGUCAUUGUUGUUGUUGUUGUUGAUGAUGAUAGCAUGGAAUGAGAUAGGUGGUGUGGUCCCAGCC
Messenger RNA from Aspergillus brunneoviolaceus CBS 621.78, 720 nucleotides. RefSeq lists its product as uncharacterized. The record is from RefSeq and is a predicted model, not a curated record. Bases 32 to 328 code for a protein of 98 amino acids. Lineage: Eukaryota; Fungi; Ascomycota; Eurotiomycetes; Eurotiales; Aspergillaceae. The transcript has a single exon.